AUGGCUCUACCAACUCCCUCGGAAAACGAAGGUAGCCAUAAUCUUGAUUAUCAACGAGGCGAUACCGUUUGGCUACUUGCGGAUCACUUCUUCAAGCCUGCAAGGCAGUUGCCAUCACUUCCUGUCGAGCUCUGGCUUCAAAUUUUUCGACUCUACCUUGGGCCAUCAAUUACAAACUUGUCACGAGACUCAUUCUCCAGCUACGCUCACUGUAUCUCCCUCCAUAGGGGAGACGCUGCACGCAUAUAUCGCAAGAAAGAGCAGAUUCGAAGUGUCCUGCGUCGUGUAUGCCAUACAUGGAAGAUGCUCGCUGAUGACCUGGACGACGCCGUUCUGAUGAGCCAUUCGGACGAGAUUGACUGGCCUCCUGGCUGUUCAAAACCCCAAGCAAAAGCUAUAUACUAUCUUUCCAGUGGGUUUUAUCCCCUUCAUAAAGAUCCCGUCAAGUCUUACCACGAGGCCAACGGGAAAAUCUAUAAUCAACUUUCUGAGAACCAAGUGCUCGGAUUCGACAAGGAGUUCCCACUGGCUCCAAUUACUGUCGUGUAUGACUUUGACAUCCAUCUUCCGUCCACAUACAGCCCGGCAACACCCAUGCUUGCAUUUACAUGGUCUACUUCUCGGGUACCAAAUGCUAUCCAGAUGUUAUGUCACCCAAUCUUUUCUGGGUUACUCGCACUGUCCUUGUCGCUUUGGCGUCCUGUAUCUAUCCAGGAAACAAUACGAUAUUUCACAUUACUGCAGCUUCGUUAUCUGAAUAUCACCCUCUUCCGGAACCUGUCGGAUGUAGAACUCGCAGAAUCCGGGACAAAUAGGUCGGUUCUAACUUGGAGGUUUCCUAAGCUUGCCUUUCUCCAUGUAAAUUCUAUUGGGAAAUUCUCCGAGAACGAUGUGCUCGGUCUCAUACGAGCUCACAGUAGCCAGCUUGUAGAGCUCCAUGUGUCACAUCUUGGUGGGAAGCUUCCGACAUCCGAUGACUGGCAGCGCUUUUGCUCACUUCAACUAUAUGUGGCGGGCGAUAUCGAUAUGCUGGUGGAUGCAUUUUCCUCUGUGGGUACUCUUUGGACGCGAACAUCGACCAAUACGUCCAAAGAGAUAAUUGGAACAGAGACGAUACCUCGGCGCCUCACCAUGGGCCUUCAGUAUCCUCAUAUCAGCCGGUAUACCAAUAUGCACGUUAUUCAAGCCUUCAGUCAGUGCCAAUCCAUCCUCCCAAAUAUUGAUUUUACAAUGGCACAAACAUGGGAGUCUAUACGGCUGCCUAUCACUCAGUGUCAGUACGUCGAGGGCACGUAUAAUGAUCUUAGGAGAUCUUUGGAGCUGAUGACAACCCUGGGCGUAGACUUUGUCGACCCAGAUGGGAACGGCCUUGAUUCCUACGAGGCUCGCUGUCUACGAGAGGCACUUGAUGAUGAACAAGUGAUACGUGCCUUUAGCUCCCUUACUUGA
Serendipita indica DSM 11827 is the source of this 1449-nucleotide messenger RNA. NCBI's taxonomy places the organism in Eukaryota, Fungi, Basidiomycota, Agaricomycetes, Sebacinales, Serendipitaceae. The record is from the annotation of a GenBank genome assembly.